Molecule: messenger RNA, 516 nt
Organism: Pyricularia grisea
Lineage: Eukaryota; Fungi; Ascomycota; Sordariomycetes; Magnaporthales; Pyriculariaceae
Exons: 1
Coding region: 1-516 (171 amino acids)
Source: RefSeq, a predicted model, not a curated record
AUGUCUUCCUCACCUUCACCUUCAACCAUCAAGGCCGUGCAGGCCGUGUCGCUCUUCACCAUAGCGGCAUCCAGCGGCGCCAAGCUUGGCCUUUCCAUCUUUGCGGUGCCCCGCCUUCUUGAAUCCCCGGGCCCACUGAUGCUCCAGCAAUGGGAUAGGAUGUUCGUGUCGGGCCGCGCCAUCCUGCCCGCCGCUGACGUGCUCUCGGCCCUGGGCUUCUCGUACCUGGCCUACUCGCGCGUCUUUGGCGAGCGGACCGCCAAGAUGUACGCCCUCGCCGCCGCCCUCUCGGUGGGCAUCGUCCCGUACACGAUUUUGGUCAUGUCGAGGACCAACAACAAGCUGCGUCGCCGCGCGGAGCUGACCAAGUCCAUGUCCAUCACGGACGAGACGUUGGAGUCGGCCGAGGUGCGCGAGAGUGACAAGUUCCUUGUCGACCACUGGGGUGUACUGAAUCUCGGCCGCACUGCCAUGUUGGCCGCCGCGGGUCUGAUUGGGCUGUAUGCGUCGCUUUGA